GGGAGGGACGGGCCCCACCGGGGCAGGGCGGGGGCCCCUGCCUGUCCGUGCAGCCCUGGACCGGGAAGCUCCCCCGGAGCCCCGGGAGGGGCCCGCGGGGCCUCCCCGCCCCAACCGAGCGGCAGAACGCGGCUCCUUCCGCCUGGCCCUUCAUAGCUCUGCGCCCAUUGGCUGGGCCGAGUCCCGCCCCCGCGCCGCAGCCAAUCCUCGCGCACAGCUGUGGCCCGGACGUGGAUUGACAGCCUUGGCGGCCAAUCGGAGGAGCCGGGCGGGGACGGCCCGCGGCGCUGACCGGGACCCGGAGUUGUGGCCGAGGCCGGGGGCGGCGGGGGAAGGACGGGCCGCACCUGAGGGACAGGUCAGGGACAGUGUCACCUUGGAGGAAUAUAACCCUGCUGCCCCACUGACUGGUGGAAAUAGUGGCUCAUCUGCCCUUCUGUCUGUUCUAUCCCAGUGUGGGCUGGUGGGGAAGGAAAGCACUGACAGGCUGCAGAGAAUCUGUACUUCAUUGAACUAAUUGUUGCUUGGCCAAGGAAACAGGAUGGAUGGGAAGGAGAGGUACCAAAAGCUGGUUCCAGCAAGGUCCACGUCUCGUCUUUAAAGAGAAGUUCCAGCAUCAGAGAGGCUGAAAAGCAAACACUCCAAAGAACCAAAAUGGAAGGAGGCAACAGCCCAAAUCUGCAACUCCAGCAGCUCCCCUUGGCCACAGCAGCGGUUUCUGUGCAGCCACACACAGACUCCUUCUCCUACAAGGAGAACUUGAUUGGGGCAUUACUGGCUAUUUUUGGGCACCUUGUCAGCAGCAUUGCACUCAACCUGCAGAAGUACAGCCACAUCAGGCUGGCAGGCUCCAAAGACCCCAGGGCCUACUUCAAAACCAAGACCUGGUGGUGUGGGUUCCUCCUGCUGGUGCUGGGAGAACUGGGAGUGUUUUCCUCCUAUGCCUUUGCUCCUCUCUCCCUGAUUGUGCCACUCAGUGCAGUGUCUGUCAUAGCUAGUGCAAUCAUAGGGAUUAUAUUUAUUAAAGAAAAAUGGAAGCCCAAGGAAUUUUUGAGACGUUACGUCCUGUCCUUUGUAGGCUGUGGUUUGGCAGUUGUGGGGACUUACCUGCUGGUGACAUUUGGACCCAACAGCCACGAGAAGAUGACAGCAGAAAACAUCACCAGGCACUUAGUGAGCUGGCCAUUCCUGCUCUACAUGCUUGUGGAGAUCAUUGUUUUCUGCCUGCUGCUGUAUUUUUACAAGGAGAAAAAUGCAAACUACAUUGUAGUUAUUCUUCUGCUGGUGGCUUUGCUGGGUUCCAUGACCGUGGUGACUGUGAAGGCUGUGGCAGGGAUGAUUGUUGUCUCCAUCCAAGGGGCCCUGCAGCUGGACUCCCCCAUAUUCUACAUCAUGUUGGUGUGUAUGAUUGCCACAGCCAUCUACCAGGCCACGUUUUUAGCUCAAGCCUCACAGCUCUAUGACUCAGCUCAGAUUGCCAGUGUUGGCUACAUCCUGUCCACAGCAGCAGCAAUCUCAGCAGGAGCGACUUUUUACUUGGACUUCACGGGUGAAGAUGUUCUCCAUAUAUGUAUGUUUGCACUGGGGUGCCUCAUAGCAUUCCUGGGUGUUUUCCUGAUCACAAGAAACAGGAAGAAGCCUGUGCCCUUUGAACCAUACAUAUCCAUGGAUGCCAUGCCAGGCAUGCAGAACAUGCAUGACAAAGGGAUUGCAGUCCAGCCUGACCUCAAAGCUUCCUUUUCCUACGGAGCCCUGGAGAACAACGACACCAUGCCUGAGAUUUACACUCCAGCCACGCUGCCCAUCGUGCAGGAGCAACACGGUUCCAAAGGAGUCUCUGCCCCACCCUACCGGGUGCUGGAGCACAGCAAAAAGGAGUGAGUGACCUUUAAAGGACUGAUUUGAAUCCUCAGAAGUCUGACCUUUUAUUUAUUUACCCAUUAAAAUACAAGCAAGUGUAAAGCCAACCCUGACGGAGCUGAAAGCUCGUCUCCAGCUGAACUUUCCAGGCUGAUUAUUAAAAUAAGCAACUCUUUAUAGCUGUGAAGUUGAAAAGGAGUAAAUCCCAGUUCUGCAUGGAAUUGUGCUGGCUGGAAGGGUGAAAUGGGGAGUGCAGCACCAUGGAACUGAUGAGAGCAGAUGCUGUGGGAAGAGAAGUGACUGUGCAAUUUUUAGUCCUGCUGGGAGUGGGUUUAUCUCCAGCCAGUAGUUUUCAGGAGUGGCUCACAGAGAGAGAGAAGAGCAGGAUUUAAUCUUUCAUUUGUAGAGACUGUGAUGGAUUUGCAGGAAGGCUGUAAAUCCUCUCGUGUCUGGUGUGACCACUGACUUACUUAACACGGCAAUAAAUGGAAUUGUUUUCGAGCACCAACACUGGAACUUACUGUGCUUUUAGAGCAGCAGAACUGCUCAGAGUGAACAAGCUGCUUGAUUCCUUCAGACCACGAAUUUUUGGGCACUUCCUGUACAACUGUUCUCUGGCUGGUGUUGAACACAAGCACUGAGGAUGUGAGUUGUUUUUAGAGCACCACUGGAUUAUAUGUCGGCUUAGAACAAAGAUUAUUUGCCAGUUUUCUGUUCCACGGCAGGAGCUUCAAGUUGGAUUAACUGAUGCAGAGAGGUACAAGGGCGAGGAGAAAUGAGGAUAAUGUGACUGGAUCUGGUGGGGAAUUUUAUAUAAUUUUUCAUGAUGUCUUAAUUAUUUAUCACGUUUAUUUUUGUUCUGCUUGAGGCAGCAUGUCCAACUUCAGUGGUCCCAAAUACUUACAGGUGGUGACAUUCCUUAGUUCAAAAGCUCAGUCUGGGUCUAAUAAACUGGGAUCCUCCCCCCCUUUUUUUUUUUUCUUUUAAAAAAAGGAAGAAAAUACUUGUCUACUCUUAUGGAUGACCUAAGGAGAAAAGAGAGGUGUGCACAGGACUGUAACAAUAACUGAGCUUUGUGUACUUGUGAUAUUUAUCUUUCCAGCUUCCAACAGAUGGCCAGGAGCUGAUAUGGAGGGAGAAUAGACAGGAGGGGGGGAGAAGGGGGACUUGUCAAGUGAAAAAGGACAAAGUACAGCGUUUACUGGUAUAGGCAAGUUAUCCUGGCACUUUGGUAUCCUUGUCCUCUCUAAAAGUUGGGUUUUUUUUUUCUGUGAAACUCAAUUUUAGGUCUAUUUGGUGUGUCUUGGGCUGUAAGCACAGUGAGGUGUCUCCAGGACCUUGGAAGACUGUAUUUGAAAGGAAUUGUGCAUUUUUAAGUGGUUACUCUAAUACCAAAGUGUUUGGGAGGAUCCUGGACUUGGGACAGUUUCUUUCUGCCUUUAUUUAUUUUUAUGUCUUAAUUGACUCAUGGCCAGUUUCUGUUCCCACUACCAAAAAUCCCCUGCAACUCCACUGACUUGUACAGAGUUUUUCCAGGUUCUUGCUGUUGUGUGUGACAAAAGAACCCUUCUUUUGCAGAGAUUUGCCUUGUCAGCUCUGAAGACUAAAUUAACCUGGACAUACUUUUUGCUCUGGCAUUUUUGUGCAGCUUAGAAGAAUUAAAACCUUUCCCCCUGCACAGAGGAGGUGCCCAGGGGCCCUACCUGGGUGAAGUUCUUCACCAGUCAGAUCUUAUCAGUGGCAUCCCCUACACUGCAGCUUUAUGAAACCUCGAGAAAUAACAGCUUUUCUUUUCCCCUCAAUCCUUUUCUGUGUUUAAGCAAGAUCAGGAUGCUGAUGGGCUGAUGCUGCCAGAGCAUUCAUUCAUCUGCUGGAGCUGCAGUGACACUGAUUUACUGCCUUUGGAUCCUGGUAAUCAAUGGUGAAUUUAUGGGCAGCUUUUGUUCAUUAACAAUGCCAAAUGAAGUCAUGCAGGGAGGCUGAAUGGGAAGGGCACAGGAGUGCUGCCUUUCCUUAUCUCUUCCCUUUUAAUCAACCAGGCAGUGGCUGUUUUGACCUAUUAGUUCUGCCACCACAGAACACAGCUUGAAAACAGGCUGUGCUAAACCACUGACAGCUACAAACACCCUUAACGUGGCAAUAUUCUCUGUGUUUAAUUAUUACAGAUGCUGCUGUGGUAUAAAAUAAUUCAUCAGAAGGGCCUAAAUGUUUUGCUGUUGACAUCUGUCUCAGGAUGGUCCUGUGUGUAACAGAACGUGGUUUCUCAGCAUUUAAAAAGUGCAGGUGACCAAGCACAGACUUUGCAGCAAUAAAUGAUUGGUUUGGGGGUUUUUUUGUCCUCAUCACAGGCCCUGACAUCCUGAGAGGUGGGCACAGAGUGCUCUGCCAGGGGACACAGCUGCUCUGCCUGCCUUGUGCUUCUCCUGCAAGCUGCUCUCUGGCCUGAAUCAGGGAUUUCUUUUUCUGUAAACUCCCCAAUUUCCCCAGCCCUGACUGACUCCUGACCUUCCUCUCUGCACAGAGCCUCAGGUGUGUCAGCACUUCUGCUCUGAGGGAAAUUUCCUCCAGCCAUAAAUUGAGCUUUUGUGUCAUUGUGUGGGUUUGGCUCUUUUGCCUUUAGAAUCUUUGAAAGAAGAGUCUUGCUCCAAAGCUUUACAUAACCAUGUUUUAUUUACACAGUCUCUGUGUGUUCAAAUAAUUCUGCUUAAUAAUGACAGUUCCAUUUACCUGCAGCCACAGGGAAAAACUCCCCUUAUCAGCCUUUGGAAACUUCCUGGCAAAGGAGUGCAGGGGAGGUGGUGUCUUGUUUCUACAGCACAUAAAUCACAAUAUUUUUGAUUCUCCUGCCACAUCAGUAGAGCUUGAGGUGUUCCUUGGGCCUCAACUCCAGGCACUGAGGGAGGGGUUGCAUUGUGGGACUGAUGGAUUGCACCUCACUCCUGUUUGCUGCUGGUGUUCAACACUUGAAUUUUAAAAUGUGGGGGGUUUGGGUUUUUUUUUUUGUAUUAUGUACUUCUGCCUUUCUUGCUUUUUCUCCCAGGCUUCCGAAAAAUCUUAUUUUCUGCUCUCUAGCCCAGUCUUACAGCUGAGAAGGCACGAGCAGGGCCCUGAGAGGCCAAGGAUCUUAUUUAAACCUGACUUGUAGGACUCCUGUGCUCUUUCUGACAGUGGCAGGGUAGAGCUCAGGAUUGAAUUAAACUCCUCACCUCCCUUCUGGUUCAGAGAAGCUGAAACAGGGAAGGUAUUUGUACCUUCAGGUCUGAACUUUGAGUAUUUGUUAGUCUGAGGUGACAAUGGCCAUGCCCAGGAUUGCAGCAAAUAUUUACAGCUGAGCAGCACAGGGAGGUUUAAAGGAGAGUGAAAAAUAAUAAAACUGAGGCACAGCACAUUUUUAACAUGUGAAUGUCAGCCCUGCAGUGUGACCCCCAGGGAGGCAGGGCCCUGCUCACAGCACAGCACCCACAGAUUCCCAAAGGGGAAGGAUUUUUCAGCACCAGGAGCUGUUUCCUUCACUAAACUGUGGAACAGCUCCUUGGCUCUGUCUCUGGCUUCUUCAUCCAGUGUGAACUGACAUCUCUUUGCCUCCACACUGUGUGGCUUCUCAAUGCACCAGAGCACUUAAUACACUCUCAGUGUGUAUUUUAUGUGUAAUUUAAUGCUGUGCAGCACAGCUCCUGUGCUGGCUGAGUGUAUAAAAUGACCUGCCUUCAGUGUUGUCUCGUUCACAUAAAAAUGUGUAAAUAAAUCAAGCUUUACAGUAUUGCACUAUCAGGAUAACUGCUGCAUUUUUCACAAGCAAUGUUGCAUGUCUAUUUAAUUCUGUUUGUCUUUUAGGUGAGGCCUUUGGAAAUGAAACUUUCAAUAAAAAGAUUGUGGUAAAAUGAAACUUUGAAUAAAAGGUUGUUGUAAAACUGAUAGAA
Molecule: messenger RNA, 5780 nt
Organism: Pipra filicauda (Wire-tailed manakin)
Lineage: Eukaryota; Metazoa; Chordata; Aves; Passeriformes; Pipridae
Gene: NIPAL3
Product: NIPA like domain containing 3
Exons: 12
Coding region: 655-1881 (408 amino acids)
Biological process (GO): magnesium ion transport
Cellular component (GO): membrane
Molecular function (GO): magnesium ion transmembrane transporter activity
Source: RefSeq, a predicted model, not a curated record